Cyprinus carpio (common carp) is the source of this 2558-nucleotide messenger RNA. It is a transcript of the gene fam78aa, whose product is annotated as family with sequence similarity 78 member Aa. The record is from RefSeq and is a predicted model, not a curated record. Lineage: Eukaryota; Metazoa; Chordata; Actinopteri; Cypriniformes; Cyprinidae. The coding region runs from base 815 to 1603 and encodes 262 amino acids. The transcript is spliced from 2 exons.
AAAAAAAAAAAAAAGAUGACUGUCAGAAUGUCUCUGACUCAAAACUACACUUCCCAGGAUGCAAAACGUCGCCAAGAAGGGAAGUCUAAUUCUAAGCCGCUUGGAUAAAAAAAAGCCAACAGCUGAAGUAUUGUAUUACACCAGAGGAACCUGACUAGCCUAUAAUAGGACAAGGGCGACACCCGACUGGUCACGCUCUUUAAAUCUGUCAGAUAUGACGCGGAAAUUAAGAGCACCGACAUCUGAUUUGACACCAGAAAUUUUGGUCUCAAAUUAUGCCAGAAGACACAGCGUGGAGUUGGACCUGUAACGGGACUAUGGAUUUAAACUUCAAGUAAUGUUGCUUGUUCUUCUUGUCAUCCUGAAGGACCUUCUGAAUUAUGGAGCGAAUCAACCGCAUGAGACUGUUGACCGGAGCGCAGUGUAACAGGUCGUAAUGCCGCACUAUUGGACGGUACCUGUCAGGUGCUUCUUAGAGAUUUCUGGUUUUAAAUCAAAGGCACGUUUAAGCUGACAUAUAUUUUGACCAACAGGAUAUAGGUAUUUACUAAUUUUAAAUAUAUUAUAAUAGUUAUAAGUUUAAAUAUGUAAGGGUUCUUUUGAUAUUUUAGCUUGACUGAAGGAAGGAAGGGAAAUACCUGGGAUUUAUUAAUGCUGUAUUAAGAGAUUACAAGACGUGUGAGAAGAUUCUUGCCAAGAAUCAUGUCAUAGCACUAUGACCACAGACUUGGGCCCUUUUUCUCUCAUCAUGAAUGUUACUGCUUCGUCUGUAUACUGAUGGGUGUUUGUGUUGCCAGUCUAAAGAGGCUCCACCAUGGGAUGUGUACAGAGUGUAAAACCCAAGCCAAGUUUUCAUGAGAACAUCACGGUCCUGGAACUGCAGGCCUCCAUUGAUCCAAGUCCGACUGUCAUCGAUGAGUCAUCUAAUGUGGUUCUGCGAUACCGCACGCCUUACUUCAGGGCAUCAGCUCAGGUGCAGGUGCCACCCAUGCUUUGCAAAGAGAUCUGGACCGUUGGCUGGAUCCAGGCUUGCAAUCAAAUGGAUUUCUUUAACAUAUAUGGAAAUGAAGGAGUAUCCAGCUGGGAGCUCCCAGAGCUGAAAUGUGGGCAGAUUCAGGCCAUUAGUGAUUCAGAUGGUGUGAAUUACCCCUGGUACGGCUGCACCACUGAGAUGUACACAAUAGUGGGUCCCACUAAGAAGAGCACCAAACUCACCGUCAGCAUGAAUGACAACUUCUGCCCGAGUGUGACAUGGAGUGUCCCAGUGGGCACCACCAGCAGUCCCCCUCUACUGAGCUCCAUCCAGAGGGACCAAUGCUUCACCACAUGGCUAGUGGCCAUGAACGAAACCACAGCUGAGAUGGUGCUACUCCGAACCAUCCGCUGGAGGAUGCAGCUCUGCAUUAAAGUGGAUCCAAUGAAGCCUCUGGGUCAAAGAGCCACAGUUGUGGAGCCACUGAUCCAAGAACAGCCUCAAGUCCUAGUUAAUAAUGAACCCAUCCCAACAAAUGCCUUGCUUAAGCCUAAUGCCAAUGAUGCCCAGGUUCUAAUGUGGCAGCCUAGAAAUGGGGAGCCCAUUGUGGUCAUACCCCCAAAAUAUUGAUCCCAUGAAAGAUAUUUACUACCAAUUUGAACUGAAAUGAUUCAGUAAUGCUCAGUUAAAUGAAGAAUGGCAUGGAGUGAGUGAGAAUAAUAGUCAACAAGGUUACAAUUUAACAUUUUAAAGGAAUAAAUGUAUUAUUUUUGUAUUUAUUGAUGGUUGAUAGGCUGCUUGAAAGGACAGUCCACCUAAAAGCGAAAAUUCUCUCAUCAAUUCCUCAACCUCAAGUCAUUCCAAACCUGUAUGACUUUUCUUCUGUGGAUACAAAAGAAGAUAUUCUGAAAAAUGUGGGCAACCAUGCAGUUUUGAGUCCCAUUGACUUCCAUAGUAUUUUUUAUCCAUGAAACCAUUUAGUUACCAACAUUGUUCAAAAUAUCUUAUUUUGCAUUCCACAGAAGAAAGACAAUGCAUACAGGUUUGGACAACAUGAGGAAACAAAUGAUGACAGAAUUUUCAUUUGUAGGUGGACUGUCCCUUUAAGGGCACACAUUUAUCAUAUUGUGUAUUGUUUUAAAUAUUUGUAAUAUUUGUAAUUUGUAAGACAAAACUGUGUGUGGCCUUUGCACACUUGGCUAUGGACUGAAAUGUGGCCUUAUGAAACCUACUAUAAACAAAACUGAAAUUGUUUGUUCACACCGUAUGAGUCAAUCAUUAAAUGUAUAAUGGAGGUAUAUUUAUUUUUAGUCUGGUGUGGCCAAUGUUUUACAAACAAAUGUUGCCUUUUAUUUUGUGCAAUUACUGCAAACACAUUUGCAAACAUCACUUGUGUCUGUGGCAUCUUACAGGAUGUUCUGUGAACUAGAACUGUGAAUAAUUUAGUUGUCUUCUCAUGUUUUAAGAGGCAGCUUUUCAGGUGCACAAGCUGAGUUCCAGGUACUUCAUCUUGUUUUUAGACUUGGAGAACCUUAUGGUGGAGGAUAAGGUGGAAACUCUACAAUAAAAUCAGUGUGUAACAAUA